AUGCUCCUCUCUGCCCAGAGCCGCGCUGCCAUGAGGCCUGCGGGACCUCAGGCACGCCUGAUGUCUGUACGCCCCACCGUGGCCCGGAACAUCAGGGCGCGCGCGAGCGAGCCGUCUGGCGUCGAUGCUGAGGAGCUGCAGAGGAAGCUGGAGCGUGUAAGCUCCGACAUCAAGGAGAAGUGGGAGAAGACUGACGACAAGCCUGGGGCUGUCCUGGUGAUCGGCGGCACUGUGGUCGCCGUGGCGCUGGCCUUCAACCUUGUCAACGCCAUCGACAAGAUCCCCGUCGUCAGCGACCUCAUCGAGCUGGUCGGCAUCGGCGUCACUGGCUGGUACCUGACCGUUGGGCCCGACAGGGACGAGCUCUUCAUUAGCAUCAAGGAGUUCUUCGGCAAGGUCUACAAGUUCUGA
This is a messenger RNA of Monoraphidium neglectum, 411 nucleotides long. RefSeq lists its product as hypothetical. Gene Ontology annotation, cellular component: thylakoid. The transcript is spliced from 6 exons. Bases 1 to 411 code for a protein of 136 amino acids. Lineage: Eukaryota; Viridiplantae; Chlorophyta; Chlorophyceae; Sphaeropleales; Selenastraceae. The record is from RefSeq and is a predicted model, not a curated record.